Messenger RNA from Opisthorchis viverrini, 186 nucleotides. RefSeq lists its product as hypothetical. NCBI's taxonomy places the organism in Eukaryota, Metazoa, Platyhelminthes, Trematoda, Opisthorchiida, Opisthorchiidae. The record is from RefSeq and is a predicted model, not a curated record. The transcript has a single exon. Bases 1 to 186 code for a protein of 61 amino acids.
AUGGAGCACGAUCCGUCGCCAGCAAUGGAAGACGGAUCCACUUGUCCGGAAGUGAUCAUCAUUAGGAACAGCCCAAUUAGCCAGCCGGUACAGUGCAAACCAGUGCUCUAUAUCAAAUCAAGUUGGACGGUCAACGGUCUAACUGUUCCGGAAGCCCAUCUAGCUGAACUUGAUAGACAUAGAUAG